CAUAAAUCGUUAUUCUCUAAAAUCCUGGCCUCCACUUCAAAAUAUGACAUAUGAAGACAUGUCACACCAAAUAAUAAUUGAAAACAAAACAUAUGAACUACUUUCACAGUGCUUUUCUGUCAUUUUUGGAGCUGCAUUUCAUUUUCCACUGAAGAAAUUAAAUCAUCCACGUCAUUCCUUACAAAAAGAUUAAAGUGAAAUUAGCGGAUUAUAAGAUUUUUACAGAUCAAAGUGCAACAGAGGAAUCAGUUUCCUCACCGUAGCGACCGGUAGCAGCUCUGUCUGUAUUUAUAGAGCCACGGUAAGGGGCCGAGCUGUUUGGCCGAGUGCCUGCUUUUCGAUCAUCAAAUUUACAGGCCAGGCCGAGACCCCCAAGAGCCUUAGCGGUGAUUUAUGAGCCAAGCUCCCCUGCUCGCCUUCCGCUAGAUCGUCACACAGCAUCAUUCAACACCAUCCUAGCCAAGACGCUGUGCUCGACUCAGGCAAGGAUCUGCCCCAUCUCUGCACACACAGCUAUAGAAAGGAAGAGAACCUGUUGACCAGUGAUGUUCUGACUCCGUAAUUGAGAUUGCAGCUCAAAUCAGAUCAGACGCAGUGAAUACUGUGCUGGAGGGAGAUAAAAACAGGACGAGGAGAGGAGAAAAACCUUGAGAAAUGCACAGAUGAGAAGAGCAGGACGGAUCUUUGUGUUCUUGUUGAAUCACACAAGCUGGAUAGAUAGAGCUCCCGUCCCGUCAUGGACUUGAACUACAACCCAGGGGGCGACAGGGAGCGAAUGACAUCCAACCAUGAGACGUACCUACUUAUGGCCAGCACACAGAAUGACAUGGAGGAUUGGGUGAAGACCAUCCGCAGGGUGAUAUGGGCCCCAUUUGGAGGAGGAAUCUUUGGUCAGAAGCUGGAAGAGACAGUUCGAUACGAACGACGUUAUGGCAACAAAAUGGCUCCCAUGCUGGUGGAGCAGUGCGUGGACUUCAUCCGCCGCUGGGGUCUACGAGAGGAAGGGCUCUUCCGUUUGCCUGGACAAGCCAACCUUGUCAAAGAGCUUCAGGAUGCUUUCGACUGUGGAGAGAAGCCGUCUUUCGACUGUAACACAGACGUUCACACCGUGGCAUCCUUGUUGAAGCUGUACUUGAGAGAGCUGCCUGAGCCGGUCAUCCCGUUCUGUAAAUAUGAAGAGUUUCUGGCCUGCACCAAACUCCUCAGCAAAGACCAGGAUGAAUCUAUGCAGGGAAUGAAGGAAUUAAGAAGGCAAGUAGAAGGUCUACCUCUGGUGAACUACAAUCUGCUUAAAUACAUAUGCAAGUUUUUGGAUGAAGUUCAGUCCUACUCAGGUGUGAAUAAAAUGAGUGUACAGAAUCUGGCUACGGUCUUUGGGCCAAAUAUUCUGAGGCCAAAGGUUGAGGACCCGGUGACUAUAAUGGAAGGCACAGUACUGGUCCAGCAGUUGAUGGCCGUUCUGAUUGGCCGGCAUGAUGUUCUUUUCCCACCUGAAGAGGACCAUACUAGCACGCUGGAACUGGUUAAUAAUAACAAUAUUGAUACACAGAAACGGCCUACAAAUGGUCAGCUACAAAACAAAGAGAACAACAACACCAGUGGGGUGCGACAAUGCACCUGGGAUGCACCCGAAUCACCUACCCGGGCUCCUCUGGACAAUGGCUCUCCCCGCUCGGGCAGCCCACGUAAUGGUUUUACAGGACAGCGAUUCGAGGUGACUCGCAGUCCACCGCUGGCGGUGAAAAAGAACCCGGCUUUCAGCAAAGGCAGUGGGAUUGUCACUAACGGAUCGUUCAGCUCGUCGUCAUCGUCUUCAGGUGAUGCCAAUCAGGAAAAGUGUCAGACUCUACCAAAUAUGGGCACCCUGCAUGCACGUCGGACGGGCGCAAUAAAGGGCUCAGGCACUAAGAUGGGGGUCCAGAAUGGCGUCGUUCGAAUGGGCGUAUCCAGCACUGAUGUGACGAAUGGGACUCUGAAUGGGCGGAAUGGACUCUGGGUGCCCAAUGGUCACGUUACAAUGCGCGAGGCUAAAAGUCGAGAUGCUGAGAACCAACCGAACCGCCUGUCCACAUAUGACAACGUCCACAUCCAUCAUCAGCAGACAACACAGCCUAGUCUGAGCAGCAGCUGUGAGGACAAACAGAGCGUGGAUAGCGCCACAUGGUCCACCUCGUCUUGCGAGAUAUCCUUACCGGAAAACUCAACCUCUUGCCGCUCCUCUACGACCACGUGCCCAGAGCAGGACUUCUUUGGCAACAACUUCGAGGACCCUUUGUUGGACGGGCCGGUACAGGAGGACAACGCACUGGCGGGGGACAGGGAGCAGCGGACCAGUAUUGGAGGAGGCCGGGGAAGCAGAGGAACCAGCAGCAGUGAUAACAGUGAAACGUUUGCCAUCACAAAUGGACCGACCAACCAUAGUGCACUGCACAGCCUGGUGGCCAGCCUCAAACAGGAAAUGCUCAAGCAGAAGAAUGAAUACGAGGCCAGGAUCAAGAGUCUGGAACAUCGGAAUCUAGAGUUGGAGACCGUGAUGGCGAAUCUACAUGAAGAGCUGGACCAGGAGAAGAAGAAAUACACCAUGGUGGAGAUCAAGCUGAGGAACGCCGAGCGAGCCAAGGACGACGCAGAAAAGAGAAACGAGAUGUUGCAAAAAGAGAUGGAGCAGUUCUUCUCCACCUUCGGAGACCUGACCGCAGAUCCGCGACGGCCCGACAGAGCCAACACCAUCUGGAUCCAGUGAGCUGUUUCAUUCACGCUUGUGUUGAGGACGGUCUACCAUUAACAUUACACUGUGUGGGCCGUGCUCAGACAGAAUGUGUCUAAAUCAACCUUCAUGGCAUCUCCUCAGCCGCUGUCACCUGUCCGUUCAAUGCAAAGUUUUGACACGGCUGAGCGAAGCCCAUUGAGCCAAAUUUUCAGAGCUGAUUGUGGACCAGUUGUGAGAUUGCUGUUGGAUUGAACCAGUUGAAUUUAUGAAGAAGGAUGAUGGGAUGAUGCAGCUUGGAUUUUAAGGUAAAACAUGUCAUGAUGAGUGUCAAACCAAAAGAAGGGGAUGUGACAGAAAAUGAGUGUCAAACAGAAAGAUGCGGCUUCUGACUCUAAAUAAUGACAGAAAAGCUUUGCUCUAAAAGUGAAUGGUAAGAUGAACUCGGUUGAAUGUGAGAAAACGAAUGAUAUACAAGAAUGAACAAUGAGUCUUAGAUGAUGGGAAACUCCUGAAGGACAACAGAACAACGAAUGUCACUCGUAUUUCUUCUUGUGAUCCAACCAAAUGUGUCCAUGAGCUGUCAUGUAUCCUCUUGUGUAUAUAAAGGUGAAACAAUGUUAAAAAUUCCACGAUGAAAAACAAAUGUCUGUAUAAUUGCAAAUUAAAGUAAUGUUUAAUGUACGUAUUGAUAUUUAAACAGAAUUCUCAAUGUGUUACAUAUAAAUUUUAUAUCAAGGCUUUUCCUUGCACUUACGCAUACGAGUUGCUGUUGUUUUUAGUAUGGUACGAAUAUGAGAUGUGGCAAACAUUUGAGUAUCAUUCAGUCUUCCCUGUUGCUUUUUUGCAUAAAUUUACCACUGCAAAUAAACAUUUUCUUCAUCAGUAUUAAAAAAUAUAUACAUUUUUUUUAAAGCAUAAAUCUAACAAUUUAGGGAUUUUUUUUUGCUUUAAACAAAUAACUUUUGGCCAGUGACACACACACACACACACACACACAAAAAACUAAAAUAAAAUAAAUACAUCCAUACUUUGAAAAAUGUCUCUGAUAAAAUGUAAGGGUUUUAAGAUAUUUUUAUCGGGAAAACACAAAAAUGCUGAUGGAGAACAUGAUUUUUUGCAGUGCAUCCUGAUGCCACAGUGCUCCCCAUGUGACCAAAACCAAGUAGAAAAGGAAACCUGUAAAUACUUGUAAAAACAGGGCAAACGCUCAGCCUGUCUUUGUCAUUUGUGCCUGUCGCACAUCAUUUGCUUUCAGUGGUGCUAGACGGGAGGAAGUCUGUUAAAAUGAAGACUAAAGACUUGACGAUUCAAACCCGAUGGGGUUUGUUCAUCUCUCGGACCACGUGUCUGUGCGUUUGGGGUCAUUUGCCUUGUCUUGUCUUCUACUGUAGCUUUAUGCAUUCAGUGAAAUGCAAUGAAAUUAAAUUAUGUGACCUCA
This is a messenger RNA of Megalobrama amblycephala (Wuchang bream), 4148 nucleotides long. It is a transcript of the gene arhgap24, whose product is annotated as Rho GTPase activating protein 24. The record is from RefSeq and is a predicted model, not a curated record. Gene Ontology annotation, biological process: activation of GTPase activity; negative regulation of Rac protein signal transduction; signal transduction. Gene Ontology annotation, cellular component: focal adhesion. The transcript is spliced from 8 exons. Lineage: Eukaryota; Metazoa; Chordata; Actinopteri; Cypriniformes; Xenocyprididae. The coding region runs from base 737 to 2743 and encodes 668 amino acids. Gene Ontology annotation, molecular function: GTPase activator activity.